Molecule: messenger RNA, 2865 nt
Organism: Dipodomys spectabilis (banner-tailed kangaroo rat)
Lineage: Eukaryota; Metazoa; Chordata; Mammalia; Rodentia; Heteromyidae
Gene: Septin11
Product: septin 11
Exons: 10
Coding region: 168-1457 (429 amino acids)
Biological process (GO): cytoskeleton-dependent cytokinesis
Cellular component (GO): septin ring; septin complex; microtubule cytoskeleton
Molecular function (GO): GTPase activity; GTP binding; molecular adaptor activity
Source: RefSeq, a predicted model, not a curated record
GGCGGCGUGGGGGAAGCAGAUGCCGCUGGCCGCGAGCGGGAACCGGGCGCGGGCGCAAGCAGAGCGCAGCCGCGGGGAAGGCGCGGGGGAGGCGAGCCGGAGCCUGGGCGCUAGCAGCAGCCAGUGUCGCCGGAGAGCACCGGGGCGCAGCCAGAGCCGCAGCCGCGAUGGCCGUGGCGGUGGGGAGACCGUCUAAUGAAGAGCUUCGAAACUUGUCCCUUUCUGGCCAUGUUGGAUUUGAUAGUCUCCCUGACCAGCUGGUCAACAAGUCCACUUCUCAAGGAUUCUGUUUCAACAUCCUAUGUGUAGGGGAGACAGGCAUUGGCAAAUCAACGUUAAUGGACACUUUGUUCAACACCAAAUUUGAAAGUGACCCAGCUACUCACAACGAACCAGGUGUCCGGUUAAAAGCCAGAAGUUAUGAGCUUCAGGAAAGCAACGUUAGGCUGAAGCUAACCAUUGUUGACACCGUAGGAUUUGGAGACCAGAUAAAUAAAGAUGACAGCUAUAAGCCAAUAGUGGAAUAUAUUGAUGCCCAGUUUGAGGCCUACUUGCAAGAGGAAUUGAAAAUCAAGCGUUCUCUCUUCAACUACCACGACACGCGGAUUCAUGCCUGCCUUUACUUCAUUGCCCCUACUGGACAUUCACUGAAGUCCUUGGACUUGGUUACCAUGAAGAAGCUGGACAGCAAGGUGAACAUCAUUCCAAUAAUUGCAAAGGCUGACACCAUUGCCAAGAAUGAAUUGCACAAGUUCAAGAGUAAGAUCAUGAGUGAACUAGUCAGCAAUGGGGUUCAGAUAUAUCAGUUCCCCACAGAUGAAGAAACCGUGGCAGAGAUUAAUGCAACAAUGAGUGUCCAUCUCCCAUUCGCAGUGGUUGGCAGCACUGAAGAGGUGAAGAUCGGCAACAAGAUGGCCAAGGCCAGGCAGUAUCCCUGGGGCGUGGUGCAGGUGGAGAAUGAAAACCACUGUGAUUUUGUGAAGCUGAGGGAGAUGCUGAUCCGCGUGAACAUGGAGGACUUACGGGAGCAGACGCACACCCGCCAUUACGAAUUGUAUCGGCGCUGCAAGCUUGAGGAGAUGGGCUUCAAGGACACUGACCCUGACAGCAAGCCCUUCAGUCUUCAGGAGACAUAUGAAGCCAAAAGGAAUGAAUUUCUGGGAGAGCUGCAGAAGAAAGAAGAAGAGAUGAGACAAAUGUUUGUCAUGAGAGUAAAGGAAAAAGAGGCAGAACUUAAAGAGGCCGAGAAAGAGCUUCAUGAGAAGUUUGACCUUCUAAAGCGGACACACCAAGAAGAGAAGAAGAAGGUGGAAGACAAGAAGAAGGAGCUGGAGGAGGAGGUGAACAACUUUCAGAAGAAGAAAGCAGCGGCCCAGUUACUACAGUCACAGGCCCAGCAGUCCGGGGCCCAGCAAACCAAGAAAGACAAGGAUAAGAAAAAUGCAAGCUUCACAUAAAGCCUGGCCAGCCAAGGAUGUUCCCGCAUUCACCCGCUUUUGCAGUAACCGUGUAUCUCUGCCAUCUUUGUCCUUUUGUUUUAUUUGAUUGUUUUGCCCUUCCCCAAACACAAAUAACUCUUAACUCAUUUUGCUGAAUGUUGUCGGGUGGUGGAAAACCCUAGAACAAGGGAAUAGCAAACAGCAACUGCUCUGUGCAGCUGGACUCUAUUUCUGGCAAGUCAAUGAUUUGCUUUGUAUGCCUAUUCCGAAUGGCAGUGGAAAGCAUGCCUGUUACUUGUAUGUCGCUUUGGACGGAGGAAAGUGGGGUAAAAAGCUACCUGUACGUCUGACGUGAAAACUUCUCACCGCCUCAGCAGCUCAACUAAAACCCUGAGUAGCCAUGGCAACAACUGAUCGCACAGUCCCUGAGCUCACUGUCUCUUCUCCACACCUGCCGCAAACCAAGGCAGAUUUGUAUGUAGGCAGAACAGUGGGUAAGCAUUUGCAGAUACCUUUUACCUUUGCAUGAAUGUUUCAUUUUAAUUGCUUGCAUUACUUGGCCUCAGCUUGUGGUCUGUUCAGACUGUCUCCUGUUAGGGACUGAGACUGCGUCUGAACACUGCCUCUCCAAGCCUGGCCCAGUUGGUCUGGACUGGCAUAAGAAAUUGAUGAUUAAGUUCAUGUUCACCAGUGCAUCCUUAACCCUCUCACAGAUCAUCAGUCUCGAAGGUCAGGUUAUAAAACCUCAAUAGAAGAAUCUACCACUGAGCACAGUAGGCUUCCCAUAUCUCCUUUCAUAAACUUAAACCCACCUUUGCUCUCUGGAUUGAGGGAUAGAACCUUCUGAUUUAGUGGAGGGGUACCUCCACUAAAAAGUUUUCCCUCAUGAGAAAACUGCCACAAACACUUCCAGUGGAAAUUUCUCUGUGAACCAUGUGUCAUCAGCAUAUAUUUGUAAAGAUCUUGUGAAUUUAAGGUAGAAUGGGAAGGAAUGUAACAAUAACCCAUGCAUCCAGAAAGUUGUUGUUUUGCUUUUUUAAAGAAAGAGUAGCAAUGAGACCUUACUUGCAGCUUCCUUGCUGGAAUCUGGUUGUCUUAAGGGCAUUUCCUCCCUUAUGCGCCCCACCCACCUCACCCAGGUGGCCUCAACCAUACACCAGGACAUGUACUACCUGCCUGAUUUGUGUGGAGAAGGAUAUAUUUUGUCUCUCCAUUGCUUCCUUUCAUCUACACAGUGCCCAUUCCACUCCUAACUGUCGUCUCCCAUUUCUUCCUUGAAAGGAUAACCUUUUCAUGAACCCCGUACUUCCCCUCAGACAGCAGGCAGAGAAACAGGAUAGAUUGUGCUGCACUUCCCUUCCUCUCCCAACAUGAAACACUUUUCUCUCCAAACAAACAAAAAGAAUAAAUCUGACUCAAGCAAAGA